This is a messenger RNA of Prunus armeniaca (apricot), 1128 nucleotides long. Lineage: Eukaryota; Viridiplantae; Streptophyta; Magnoliopsida; Rosales; Rosaceae. The record is from the annotation of a GenBank genome assembly.
AUGGCUUCUCUUCUCGGGCCUUCUUCUUCCAAUUUACUCCUCCACCACCUGAGAGAAGUCCGUCUGCCAACGAUCCGAGAUGCAGAGGUCGAAGGAAGCAGUAACAUUGGAUGGGCUGGCCACAGUCCAGCCUCAGCUGCUAUCGUGGCGCCAAACGCUGCUUUCAGCUUCAGGGGCCCACAGACGACGGUGUACGCGGCGGUCUACUGUGGCGGCGGAGGUACUGGUUUGUGUCCAGAGAAGGUCCUUCUGACUGCUCUCCCGGUCAAUGGACCCACCCGACAAGACGCUAUGGCUGCAAUCACUGCGUUCCGGUUGAACAUGGCCUUACGCCAUAGCAGCAGCCGCCGGCAAGUGGUGGAUUUCUGUUUUCUGGUUCCGGCUGAGGGUGGUGACCAGAAUUUUGUGGACCCCGCACCAAACGGGGGACCCAAUUAUAUCCCUGAUCUCAAUGUCUCGCCCCCGGAUGCGACGGCUCCGGCGACGGAGUUCGUCGGAGAAAUCGAGAGACAGAACAUCUCCCGGUUCACUGAUUACGUGGUGUGGUACCUGGGCGAGUACUGGAGUGAUGAUGAGGUGGCGGAGUACAGGAAGAUUCUGAGCGGCAAAAGUGAAGCCGAAAUCGGAAACCUGGACUCGAUUCGUAUCUGGAAUAUUCUCACCCUGAGAGCCGAAAUUCAGAAGACGCUCGUUGCGAAAGGGCUCGUUGAGGCCCCAAUCGGCUCCGAAUCCGAUGAUGUUCAAUUCCCGCCACUGCAGCAGCUGCUUCCCAUUCCACAACAAGGCUGGACGGCCGCCCUCAACCAUGCUCAUAUUCAUUGUCAUGUCAUUGCUGCCGCCGCCGGCACCGGUGCCAAUUUUAACGGCAACGAUGAAACUAUGUCGGAUGGUCGCAAUUAUGGUGUUGGUUAUGAGAAGCAGAGCAACGUGGCGAAGCGCAAAGCGGUGGCUGUUGGUGGUGUGGACGAGGACGACCCAUGUUGUCCCUAUGAUCUGCCGAAGAAGAAGCCCAGCCACGGCGUCGGGGUUCUUCGGAUCGAUGAGGCUAAAGCCCUGGCUCGGGACAAGGCGCCUAUUGAUGAAGCAGAGGAGGAGGGCGUGUCCUCUGAUUCUGACUCAUCAUUCUGA